Messenger RNA from Chionomys nivalis (European snow vole), 3512 nucleotides. It is a transcript of the gene Hexim1, whose product is annotated as HEXIM P-TEFb complex subunit 1. The record is from RefSeq and is a predicted model, not a curated record. Gene Ontology annotation, molecular function: cyclin-dependent protein serine/threonine kinase inhibitor activity; 7SK snRNA binding. The transcript has a single exon. Gene Ontology annotation, biological process: negative regulation of transcription by RNA polymerase II; negative regulation of cyclin-dependent protein serine/threonine kinase activity. Lineage: Eukaryota; Metazoa; Chordata; Mammalia; Rodentia; Cricetidae. The coding region runs from base 771 to 1841 and encodes 356 amino acids. Gene Ontology annotation, cellular component: nucleoplasm; cytoplasm; nucleus.
CGGGACUCCGUUACGCAUGCGCACAGGCGGGGCUAGCAAGCUUCUAUAUAUAAGAGGCGCUGAGGGCUAGGAGACAGCAGUUGGAAGUUGGCAGGUGGAAAGUCAGGUUGGGAGGGGAAGCCGGAGGAGGAGGCGGAAGAAGAGCUGUCUGAAGGGGGAGGAGGGAGGGAGGAAAAGAGGAGGAGGCGGAGGAGAACUGAGCGGAGCAUCGAGCCAGAGGGGAGAUGAGUUUGUCUGUCCUCGGCUAAGGCUCCGGCCCGGCCUGGGGAACUGGGAGCUCGGGUUGGAGCGACACCCGUGGAAGUGGGAGGAGGUGGCUCUGGGACUUUAACCCCUUGUGGGCUCUGCGGCAGGGGAUUUAACCCUUUGUGGAUUCGGCCCCUCGGAGGCAGCGUCAUCGGGUAGUUUUAACCCCUUCGGGGCUGGGUUUAACCCAUUGGACUUAAGCCUCACCUUCUUGCCCACCAACUCCUCCAUCGUGGGAGCGCUCGGCGGGGAGGCGUGAAGCCCACCCGUCUGAACAUUACGUACUGUGCCUGCCGCUGCAUCCUCUUGGACUUGCUAGUUGGCCACGCUUGUGAGCGCUUAACCCUUUAUUGACUUAACUCCAAGUUGCGAUUUGAGUUUGCUGACAAGACGGACGAAAGAAGUCACUGCAGAAAUUACCGGCCAAAGAGGACUUUGUUGGACAUUCUCUGAAAAGAAAGAAAAGCCUUUUUUUUCUUAAGCCAAAAUUUCUCAAACUUCCUGAAGAGGACUCUACUAAAGCCAUGGCCGAGCCACUCUUGUCAGAACAUCAACACCAGCCUCCAACUAGCAACUGUACAGGUGCUGCUGUUGUCCAUGGGGAGCAGAACUCUGAGCGCCCCCCAGGCGCGGAGGAACGGGUGCCUAAGGAGGACAGUAGGUGGCAAUCGAGAGCGUCCCCGCAGUCGGGUGGCCGUCCGGGACCGGAGGGAGAAGGGGGCCUGAAGCUCCCGCCGCCCCCACUGCAGACCAAUGACCAUCCAGAAUCAAGCUGCCUGGAAACGGGCGAGAAGGGCCAGAACGGGGAGGACCUAUCUACUGGCGGUGCCUCCCCAUCGGUGGAGGGGGAACCGAUGUCCGAGUCCCUUGUCCUGCCAGGUCAUGACUCGGAGGCCACCAAGUUGGGUGCUUCUGCCGCUGGAGGCGAGGAGGCAUGGGGACAGCAGCAGAGACAGUUGGGCAAGAAAAAACAUCGGAGGCGCCCCUCCAAGAAGAAGCGGCAUUGGAAGCCAUACUACAAGCUGACUUGGGAGGAGAAGAAAAAGUUCGACGAGAAGCAGAGCCUGCGAGCUUCGCGGGUUCGAGCUGAGAUGUUCGCCAAGGGCCAGCCGGUCGCGCCCUAUAACACCACGCAGUUCCUCAUGGAUGACCACGAUCAGGAGGAGCCUGACCUCAAAACCGGCCUCUACCCCAAGCGGGCAGCCGCCAAAUCCGACGACACCAGCGAUGAGGACUUUGUGGAAGAAGUUGGUGAGGAGGACGGGGGCAGCGAUGGCAUGGGAGGGGACGGCAGCGAGUUUCUGCAGCGGGACUUCUCGGAGACGUACGAACGGUACCACGCCGAGAGCCUGCAGAACAUGAGCAAGCAGGAGCUCAUCAAAGAGUACCUGGAGCUGGAGAAGUGCCUCUCGCGCAAGGAGGACGAAAAUAACCGACUGCGGCUGGAGAGCAAGCGGCUGGGUGGCGUCGAUGCGCGAGUGCGGGAGCUGGAGCUGGAGUUGGACCGGCUGCGCGCCGAGAACCUCCAGUUACUGACCGAGAACGAAUUACACCGGCAGCAGGAGCGAGCGCCGCUUUCCAAGUUCGGCGACUAGACUGAAAACUUUGGGGGGGGAGGGGGCAAAGGGGACUUUUUACAGUGCUGGAAUGUAACAUUAUAUACAUGUGUAUAUAAGACAGCGGACCUUUUUAUGACACAUAAUCAGAAGAGAAAAUCCCCCUGGCUUUGGUUUGGUAAAUUUAGCCAUGAUGUUACUUGUGUGCUUUCAACUGUUCUUUAAUUAUGUGAAACUGAAGGGUUGCUUUUCUUGUUUUCCUUCUUAGACGUUGUUUCUUAAUGUGCAAGUAAUUUGACCAAGUUAAAAUGCAUUUUUUUUCUGUUUAAAAAAAAUCCCCUCCUUAAGCGGAGCUAUGAGGUGGCCAAAUCUGAGACCCAUUAAUUCAUUCUAGUUAUAAUAAAUUUAAUGUUUGUAAAUGUAACAGUUUCAGUGUGAUUUCUAGAGAUUCAAAAUCGUGUUGAUUGGUGUGACUGUACUUUUGAGGAAGGGUUAAAAAAACUGUUUGCAAAACUACCUGAAAUUCGGUUUGCCCCCCACCCUAUGGUUUUAGUAUGCUUCAAAAUGCAGUUCAGGUAAAAUACAUUCUGCUUUAUCUUCAGUACUAUACUGUGCUUGCUUCCUAAUGCCUUUAUGAGUUGCUUGAUAUUUGGGGGGAUGGAAAGUGGCUACAAACAUAAGCCCAGCAUCUGCCCCUCGAUGGCCAUUCAGAAGUGUGGUUACCAAAGAAUAAACCUAAUUUGGCAAUUUGUUAGAGAACUGGAGGCAUCAUUCCAGCUCUACAAGUCCCAGCUUUCAGUAGUCCUGGCUUUCUUCUAAGCCCUCACCCCCAACUCCAAUAAUGCUAAGGAGUCCUGGAGACCUAGGUAAACUCACUUUCUCAGUGCAAGCAAGAAAUAAACUUGUGGGGCAACUCUUUAUGUUAACAUGUUAGAGACAAAAUAUUGGAUUGAAAUGGCUAAGUGAUCCAAGGAUUUAGCUUCAUUGUCCUAUACUUAAAAGUAUUUUUCUCUAUUAAGAAAAGCUGGACUAUCCAUUAGAAUCAAACUAAAAUUUGAAAUGCCCCUUGCUGCAAGUAAAGCUGGUUACAAAGAGGGCCUAAGGCCCUGAGUUGAUGAGCAGAAACCCUGCAUGUUCUCAGUACAACAGCUAGUCUCAGUCUCCUAGGCUGCUGGACAGCUGCCUAGGUUAGGGACUUCUCUUAAAUGCAGGAAAGCUCUGAGAACUAGUUCAUACAGCAGAUUGAAAAAUAAAUUCAACCAUUGUUCUUUCUUGUCAUAAUUAAUGUAACCCUCCUUCACCUGACCUGUGUCAGUGUUUCCCUAGGGCAAUUGUAUUGUUCAAAUUAUUAGCAUACUGGUUCCCUAACCUGGAGCCUUAAAAACCACAGGGGGCCUUGGGGGUCCAUGCACCCCAUUUAAUUGUAUGUAGUCUUGUGAGAUAUAUAUUUACAAACAGCCACUGGUUCAAGAAACUCAGGAGGUUGCCCAAUUCUUUAAGAACCCCUAAACAGAGUGGGAGGGGUAUCCUCUGUUCUGGCAGCUAAAUGGCCACAGUGGAGCAUAAGCAGCACAGACAAAUCAGUAAAUCAGGGGAAACUGUGCCAGUAGGAUGCUGGUCCCAUUCUGGCAGGCGGUCUACUGCAGAAAUUGUAAAAAUCAAUUUUUCUUUGACCUAAAGAUUGCAUUAAAUAUCUAUUUUGAAAGAGUU